Pteronotus mesoamericanus is the source of this 5506-nucleotide messenger RNA. It is a transcript of the gene RIMOC1, whose product is annotated as RAB7A interacting MON1-CCZ1 complex subunit 1. The record is from RefSeq and is a predicted model, not a curated record. The transcript is spliced from 6 exons. Gene Ontology annotation, biological process: mitophagy. Bases 203 to 1084 code for a protein of 293 amino acids. Lineage: Eukaryota; Metazoa; Chordata; Mammalia; Chiroptera; Mormoopidae.
GAUUGUGGGAGGGAGGGGAAGUUCCAGGAAAAGAAAAUACCCCGGAACGCCCUUUCCGGGCCCGGGUCUGCUCUCCUCCGGAGCCGGGGUCCUCUCCCCACAGCCGGGCGAGCUCCGCCCCCACGCCGCACCCGCUCUGAGGGAUCAGGUGACCACCGGCCCGCGCGGUCACGUGGCUGGGGCGCGCCUUCGCUUUGUGGCCAUGGCGGCCGCAGGCUCCAGUGUGGUGAGGCGAGUGGAGCAGCUCGGGGACCUAGCUCAGGCCCACAUACAGCAACUCAGCGAGGCCGCUGGCGAAGACGAUCACUUUUUAAUCCGGGCCUCUGCAGCUCUAGAAAAAUUGAAACUCUUGUGUGGAGAAGACAAAGACUGUUCAAAUCCAUCCAGUCUACUAGAACUUUACACACAGGCUAUUUUGGACAUGACAUACUUUGAGGAGAACAAGCUAGUAGAUGAAGAUUUCCCUGAAGACUCUUCACAGAAAGUAAAAGAACUGAUCACUUUUCUUUCAGAACCAGAAAUUUUAGUUAAAGAAAAUAAUGUGCAUCCAAAACACUGCGACUUGCUUGGGGACGAACUCCUGGAAUGUCUCUCUUGGCGACGAGGAGCCCUGCUUUAUAUGUAUUGUCAUUCUCUAACCAAAAGGAGAGAGUGGCUCAUGAGAAAAUCUAGUUUGCUUAAAGAGUACCUUGUUGAUGGAAUCAGUUACUUGCUACAGAUGCUAAAUUAUCGGUGUCCUACCCAAUUAAAUGAAGGAGUUUCUUUCCAAGACCUAGACACAGCUAAGUUACUGAGCGAAGGAAUAUUUAGUGACAUCCAUUUGCUGGCUAUGAUGUACAGUGGAGAAAUGUGUUACUGGGGGUUGAAGCAUUGUGCAGAUCCACAGCCAGAAAGCCAGGAAGUGAGUGCCGGUGGUUCUGGAGCCAGCUACGCUGCACGCAAAGAACCCUUGGAUUUCCGAGAAGUAGGAGAAAAAGUUUUGAAAAAGUAUGUAUCCGUUUGUGAAGGACCCCUGAAGGAACAAGAAUGGAAUACAACAAAUGCAAAACAAAUUUUAAACUUCUUUCAGCAUCGCUCUAACUAGUAAGUUUGUCUAGUCUUUUUCAAACAGAAAAACAAAAAGACCCAUGAAAUGGAAACGUUCCAGGAAAGAAGACACAUUGAUACUGAAUUUAAGAAUGUCACACUACUUACAGAUGUCCAGCGUGGUUACCCUUUUUAAAAUGCUACCACCAUAUUUCCUUAUAUAUUCUUAAAUCUAUGAAGGAACAGUUAUUUCAUUUCUAAAAUGGCAUGUAUGCUAUUCUAACUCAGCCUGAACUAUAGAUAUCCUAUAACUAACACUAAGGAGGAAUCCAAUUUAGCUUUACAAAGAUUUUUUUUUCUGUUGCUUCAGGAUUUGUUUUGUUUUGUUUUGUUUUUUAUUGUGGUAAAAUAUAACAAAAUUGACUAUAUUAAUUAUCUUUGAUUAUUUUUCUAUCUCUGCAUCAUGAAGCCUGCUAUGCUUCAAAGGUUAAAAUCAAGUAACCUCAUUGCUUUAGAUAUAAGCUACAAAUAAAAAUUGGCAGAAUUAUGACAAAUACUCAGAUUCCAUUGCCAGAAUAAGAUAAAUAGUGAAAGCCUUCAUAAGAGAAUUGUUUAAUUAUUUUACCAUGUAUUGCUAAUGGCAUUUAAAUUUUUUAUCCCUCCUAUUAGGUACUUUAUAAAAACUUAAAAUGAUUCUGCUGUUUAAAAAAAUAUGCGUGGUUUAUCAAAUAAGUAAUAAAAACCAAGUUUGGUCAGUUCACCAUUAGUCCACCACUAGCCCCUAUGUCUUUAAGGCACAUCUUUUCAUGUGUGUUGAAAUGUCUGUGUGUUUCUGUCUUUCCUGGUCGGGCGAGUGGUAAAGGCCAGGGAGCCCCGCUGCUGUCUGGCUUGCAGGCCUCCUGUCGCGCUCCACACCAGUGGCUCCCUCGCGUUCCCUGAGCACUUCCAUGGCCACGCCUUGAAUGUCACCAUCCUGAGUUUCUCUUUCUGAAACCUUAGAUUUCAGUAGCAUGAUCAUUCCCAUCUGCCUAGCGCCGUCACCUCUUCAUUUUCAUUCAUUAUUUUCUCCUUGACUCUUUCUCAGUUCUUCACAGCCUCCCCUCGUGACGGCCCCCUUUUCUCCUAAACCAUCAGCCUCUUUCGGAUGGUCUCCCUUGCCUUGUCCAGCCUCAGGCUGAGGGGAACUGAACGUUAAGUGCCCUCCGCAGGCUCCCGGACAAGGGCCUUCCCCUGGCCUUCAGCCCCGUUGCUCCGCAGGCCCUCAGCCCUCCGUCCUGUCAUUCGCCAUUUCUGGAUGCCCAAUGCCAUGCGAAGCGCUUGCAGCCCUUGGCAGCGGAGUCGCUCCAAGUGUCUCGCCUCCGGCCAUGGAGGGGCCUCAGUGUUGGCCUUUUCUUUUGACUGGUGUGGUCCCUCUCCUUUUCCGCUGGGGCUGAUCCAUACUACCAAGGUUCUAAAGAGGUCUGGUUCCAUUUGCUAGCUCUGCCCUCCUUACUCCCACCCUCCCCGCCUUUUUCAGGAGAGAAGAGCUAGCCUGCUUCCUCUUGGAGACCGCCCCUGCCCGCUGUCUCCUUCCUUUCCCCUGGGUCAUCUCUCUGCCCACCCUGAGAUACUGAUCUUCCCUAGAGUUUGUCCUUUUUCUCUUUUUCCCCCCACUUCUUUUCCUUCCUCCUUUUUACUUAUUCUAAAUACUUGUGCAGUGUCAUUCAUAGCCAUGGCUGCUUCUACACCUUUAAUGUUAGGCUCACUCCUGAACCUGUGCUUGAUUCCCAGCUUCCUUCCUGCUCUUUAAGCCUUAUUUCCAGCUGCCAAUUAAAUGUCUUCACUUAGAUGUCCCAUAGUGAUUUUAAGUUCAGUAUGUCCAAACCACUAAUCCUCUUUCAUCUAAAAUCUUCCUGUUCUUUUUUCCUCUUUUUUUGAUCUCCCGCAGAGCAGAGCGCUGCCGAACACCGUGACCCAGUUUCCGCCUCCCUUCCCCUCACCUCUGCAGCUCACCCUGUGCCAUCAUGUUCUAGUCCAGUGUUCCUCAUACAGCAAAACGCAGGCUCCUUCUGAGAAGCAUUAGCCUUCCCAGAAAACCUCUUGGGACGAGCAGAACCCCCUUGAUCUGCCCCCAUCUCUUUGCUUAUCCUUACACAGCUAAGAAGACUUACUUAUGUUAACAAGUGUCUACUAUGAAAAUGCCUUAUGCUUUCUAAAUGUGAAGAUUUAAAUGAUUUUAAAUAUGGUUUUUAGACCCACACACUGUCCCUCCCCUACUCUGUUUUCGGAGCAUCUCGAUCAAGCACAAUACUUCCGGUUCUUCCCCACGUGCUGCGUGUGUUCCUGAAUAUCCUUGCGGACCGGGAACGCUUCACCUUUCUGUGUGGCCCAGUGAUACCCACUUGUCCUUUAGGACUCCACUCGCUCCAGUGGUGCUGAAUCCAUAUGGCUUUUUUCAGCCCUUUCCAGGGAGACUUAGAUGCUCCUUUGCUUCUGUUCAUGUAAUCUUGCCCUCCCAUGUUAUCACAGGGGUUGCAUUGCUUUCUUGUUUCCGUUGUGACCCAGUGAGCUCUGUAUUUUUAAAAUCUUAUCUUUAUACACAAUGCUUAAUCAAUGGUAGGUCAUUAGUCAAGUUUUUUGAAUUAAUAAGAGACGUGAUUCUAAGUGCCGAGCUCUGCACAAAAGGAUGGCUCUGCUGCAUUCCACACUGCCAUGCCCUUGCACCAGAGGUCGACAAGGCAGACAAGGAGAGCGCUCCUCAGGAGUGAAGUAUCAUGAGAGUUAGAACCCAAGAAAACGAGAACUUUCUCUGUAAAAGCCUGGAACUUCCAUUUUUGCCUUCAUGAUCCCGUGAACCACUUGGGCCUCACUGCUUGGGACAGUUGUGAGGGCACUACUGGGUGCUUUUUGUACGACCUUCCACCCCCACACAAUUGGAGGAUAAUUUGUAGGCCAUAGCAGUGAUAAUGUAAUGCUUUUUACUCUAGCAUAUUACAAAACAGUGAACAUUUAACAUUUUGUAUGUUAAAGCCUGCUAAGUGAAUUCUGUUUCAUUUAGAAUGGAGUAACUUCCAGAUACCACCUAAGGGCAGGCCUAUACUCACUCAACAACUUUUAUGUGCCUACUACCUACCAGGUCUUGUCCUAGGCACUGAGGAUGUGCAGCUUUGUAAAACACCCUGUUUCAGAGUUUGCAUUCUUGUGGAGGAAGUGCAUACGUUUGAAGAAAUAAAUAUAUGGCCUGUUAAGUGAUCAGUGCUAUGAAGACUAAAGCAGGUUAAGGGACUAGUGUGCCUGGAGAGGAGUGGUAUUUCCAGGACCUGUCCGCUUUAGCAUUUGUAUCUGCAAAUGCCACCCCUUUGGUUAAAGGCCUUGGACAUUAAGUACAUUCAUAAAGUUUCUUUUUCUUAUGGAAGCUCUGAUACUGCAGUAAGAAGUGAGUCACUGCAUAAGACCUCAUCAUUUUUAUUACAUUUAAAGGGUUCUCCAGUGUGGGCUUUACUAACGGGUGAGUCUAAAGGCCUUGGUGCAUAUAUUAUACUUAGGGCUUCUCCUUUUGGGUUCUCUGUUACUAAAACUUAAACUCUGCUAACAGAUUUUUUCAUAAUCCUUAAAUGUGUACGGUUCUUUCCCUGUAUAAAUUUUCAUAGGUCAACUAGGCUUUGAGACUUAAAGGCCUUCCCACUUGGUGCAUUUAUAGGGUUUCUGGUUACUGUGAAUUGUUUCAUGCUGAGUGCCAGCCUGCGAACCGAAAGGUCACUGGUUCGAUUCCCAGCCAGGGCAUCUGCUCAGGUUGAGGGCCCGGUCCCUGGAUGGGGGUGUGGGAGAGGCAACUGAUCCAUGUUUCUCUUGCACAUAAUGAUGUUUCUCUCCCUUUCUCCCUUUCCCCCUCUCUAAAAAUAAAUAAAACUUUUAAAAUGAAAAGACAAAAGACUUUCCCUUACUCCUUUGCAUUCCUAGUCAUGGCUAAAAUCCCACAAUAAGAUGACAUUCCUACCUUUACAAUCCCACUGUGAAUUCUCUGGUGUUCAUUAACGUGGGAGGUGUGCCUGAAGCAUUCUCAGAUUCAUUUUAAUGGCAUUUCUGGUAACUCCCAGCUGGUUGACAUUAGUUUCAAAUUGCUUAUCUUUCUCCACCUUUCAGGGUUCCUUUCUGAGGCUCACAGAAGGACUCCCAUCUGUCAUAGAAUCCAGGAUUCUGUAGUUCCCUACUAUUACUCUCUUGUAUUAUUAUUGUUUUGAAGAUGUAAUUGGCUUUAUUAAUGGAUUCAUGAAUGAGGAGCAUUCCAUCUAGCAACUAGAAGGGUGCUCCUUGUAUUUUUUAACACUACAAGAUCAUAUUAUGGAAGUAUUACAUUAGAAAACAUUUAAUGUAUCUACAGUUAAAGUAUGUGUUAUGUACUCAUGCUGGUGUUCUUUGCUGUUUUUUGUUUCCCUACUAGUGAAAAUUUCCAAAUAAAAUGUUUUGGAGCAUAUAAUUUUUUUUUUAAAUAAAACUAUGU